UGGCAAGGAUGUCUGGAAAUAAAUCAAAGCAGGAGUGAAAUCUGUCGCGCAUGCGCCCUUGUGUACAGUCGACUACUUGAUGUCACGACGUCUCAUUAGCUUGCAAGAUAUUCUCCGGCGCAUAUUUGAAGUUGUCUCGCGCAAAGAAGGACUUUUAGCUUGGUGUGCAAUCAUGACAGAAGAACAAGAAAUCAUGUGCAAAUUAGAAAACAUCCUGGAAGUAAGGAACAAGACUGUCCAGAUGCAGAAGAUCAGGUCCCGUCUGAAGACCGAGUUCGAGGCUCUGGAGUCGGAGGAGAAGCACCUGAGGGAGUACAAGCAGGAGAUGGACCUGCUGCUGCAGGAGAAGAUGGCCCAUGUCGAGGAGCUGAGACUCAUCCAUGCAGACAUCAACGUGAUGGAGAGUACGAUCAAGCAGUCUGAGAACGACCUGAACAAGCUGCUGGAGAACACGCGGCGUCUGCACGAGGAGUACAAGCCCCUGAAGGACCACGUGGACGCCCUGCGCAUGGCCCUGGGCCUCCACCGCCUGCCCAACCUCAGCGAGGAGGAGGAGAAGCUGUCACUCGAGUCAGUCACCCAGAGUUACUUUGAGAAGCAAAAAGCAGAGUGGCUGAAAGAGCCUCAAGAGCCGAUCAUUCCAGAAUCCUUGGCUGCAGCUGCGGCCGCUGCCCAGCAACUGCAGGUCUCCCGGAAACAAGAUGCCCGGCAACCGGCAACCUUCCGGCAGCAGCCUCCCCCAAUGAAGGCUUGUCUAUCCUGUCAUCAGCAAAUUCACCGCAACGCCCCGAUCUGUCCACUCUGCAAAGCCAAGAGCCGCUCUCGCAAUCCCAAGAAGCCAAAGAGGAAGCCGGAUGAGUAAACAGACCCCGUCCCCUCCCCUUCCCCCUCUCUUGGCGCAGUGGUUUAGAAGUUCUCCUUCUGACAUUAUCAAGCUCAUCAUCGUAGACCGCCAACGUAACCAAAAUCCCAUGUCUGAAAACCAUGGGUUCAUGUGUCAUUGUUUAGUUUUUUUGUCAGAUGCCUAGUCUUUUGUUUAAGUGUACUUAACGUGUUUAAUACUUGAUACUUGCUUUGAAUCUCACAUCAUGACUGUAAAGAUGGCAAUAACUGCACACAUGCUUAAAUGCUAAACCGCGGGGGUUUGGCAUGUAGUUUGUAUUGUAAUGGGAAAAAUAACUUUUUGCCAGUAACUUUGAAAUGCAGUAUUUUAACGUCACAUUACUCCACCUCAGAUCAACUUCAAGAUGUGUUUAUUAUGUGGUAAUGGAAGCUAAAUUAGAAGAAUUUGUCAGUGGAACAUUUCAGCUAUAAGUGUUUUUUUGUAUCUUGUUAUUUUAUAUGCAUGCCAAAAGUGAUGGAUAUGGUUCUGGAUAUCUGUGAUUAUGUUUUCUCAAUUGAAAGGGACAGCUGUGAUGUUGGUAGCUAGCAAUGGUGUCUUUACAAAAGGCAAAGGUGAGUGUGGUUCUAGUAAAGUGUAAUAUGCCAGUACAGUUUUUCUUAGAAAAAGUUGGUUGGUUUGUUAUGGAGUAAAACUCUUGUGGCCAGUAUCAGAAAUAAACAUUGGUUUAUUGAUGUUGUAAUGGCAUCUCACUUGACUUGA
This is a messenger RNA of Engraulis encrasicolus (European anchovy), 1603 nucleotides long. Its product is annotated as zinc finger C4H2 domain-containing protein. The coding region runs from base 80 to 862 and encodes 260 amino acids. Gene Ontology annotation, biological process: positive regulation of neuron differentiation. Lineage: Eukaryota; Metazoa; Chordata; Actinopteri; Clupeiformes; Engraulidae. Gene Ontology annotation, cellular component: nucleus. The record is from RefSeq and is a predicted model, not a curated record. The transcript has 5 exons.